This is a messenger RNA of Columba livia (rock pigeon), 7559 nucleotides long. It is a transcript of the gene MBTPS2, whose product is annotated as membrane bound transcription factor peptidase, site 2. Bases 463 to 1800 code for a protein of 445 amino acids. The record is from RefSeq and is a predicted model, not a curated record. Gene Ontology annotation, cellular component: membrane; cytoplasm. Gene Ontology annotation, molecular function: protein binding; metalloendopeptidase activity. NCBI's taxonomy places the organism in Eukaryota, Metazoa, Chordata, Aves, Columbiformes, Columbidae. Gene Ontology annotation, biological process: membrane protein intracellular domain proteolysis; regulation of response to endoplasmic reticulum stress. The transcript is spliced from 11 exons.
AGAAUGGGCUGGAGCUGACUCGCUCAGUUUUCUCACUUUCACUUUGUCCCAAUUAGAAGCACGUACAAAGGGAUUAUCCCUGAUUUUCACCUGAGCCCUUCAGGAUCCAAUUUCUACCAGGAAUAGUAGCUUUGGGCAGGCUACACAUCCUGACCUCUUAAAGCUUGCUUUUUUUUUUUUCUUUUUUUAUUUCCCCUGCAUAAGUGGGUGGAGGUCUUCAGGAAUCUCCUCCUGACACCUUUCUUUCUAGGUCAAACAUGCUCAGGAUUUUCAAACCUUGACAGGGUUGAUAAAUGCCAGACCACUUUGCUGCAUCAUGAGCCAGCAGACUUGGGGCCAGAAGAGGUUCCCGCAGGACUGAAAAAUUUCACCUUUUUGCUCAAGCCCAAGUCAUCCAACUCUCUGAAGGCAUCUUAUGAAGACUGGCUGCUGACGUAUGGCUUGAGUGUCUCUCCUUUUCACAUGCGAUGGCAAACAGCUCUCUUCAACCGCCAGUUCUACAACUGGGGGAGAUGGAAGCCCAGAUUUCUGUAUUUAUGGUUCAGCAUAGGAAUGGUGUUCGGUAUAGUUGCCAUGUUUGGCUCUGUUAUUCUUCUCGGAAAGACACUGAUACAAACACUGACACAGAUGCUCACUGAGGCACCAAAAGCCCAGAAUGAUCGUAUGCUGCAAGUUGUGGUGCCUGGUGUAAAUUUGCCUGUCAGCCAGCUGACCUAUUUCUUCUCUGCAAUCCUCAUCAGUGGUGUGAUACAUGAAGUCGGCCAUGGGGUGGCAGCUAUUAGAGAACAAGUUCGAUUUAAUGGAUUUGGGAUUUUUAUCUUCAUUGUCUAUCCUGGAGCGUUUGUUGACCUCUUCACAACACACUUGCAACUGAUAUCUCCAGUACAGCAAUUAAGGAUAUUUUGUGCAGGAGUAUGGCAUAAUUUUGUUCUUGGUGUUGCGAGUUUCAUAGUUUUGUUUCUGCUGCCAGCCAUUCUUUUCCCUUUCUAUUACACGGGUGUUGGGGCACUUGUCACUGAAGUUGCAGAGGAUUCUCCUGCCAAUGGACCAAGAGGUCUUUUUGUGGGAGACCUUGUCACUAACCUACAAGACUGCCCAGUUUAUAGUGUUGAAGACUGGAAUUCCUGUCUGGGAGACAUUUCAGAAAAGUCACAGGUUGGCUACUGUGUAAGUGCAGCCACCCUACAGCAGUUAAGCUUUCCAGCUAGAGUCUAUAGAAGACUCGAUGGCACAGUUGAAUGUUGUAGUAACAACAGCCUCACAGACAUUUGCUUUUCAUAUAGCAAUAAGUUGGACAGCCACCUGUAUGCCUGUCUGCCAGCACGAAAAGUUAUUGAGGCCAGCAAAGUUUGUCGAGCCAACAUGGACUGCCAGAAGGACUUUGCUCCAAGCUUUUGUGUGACUCCUUCUUUAGAGAACCAAACAAGGCUAAUCAGGGUAAAACAUCCACCCCAUAUUGACAUGCUGUAUGUAGGACACCCCAUGCAUCUUCAGUACACAGUAAGUCUCAGCAGUUUUGUACCACGACAAAAUUUUCUAAGCAUCGAUCUGCCUGUGGUGAUAGAGACAUUUUGCAAGUACCUAAUUUCACUGUCAGGAGCACUGGCAGUUAUCAAUGCUGUACCCUGCUUUGCUUUGGAUGGUCAGUGGAUAUUAAAUUCAUUCCUGGAAGCCACUCUGAGCUCCCUGAUUGUAGAAAAACAAAACAGAGAGCUUGUUGGCUUUUUAAUUUUGCUUGCUGGUAGUGCACUUUUGGCUGCCAAUGUUGCACUGGGACUUUGGAUGGUGACAGCACGAUAGAACAUUGGAUACACUUCCAUCAGUUCUCAAAGUACACAGAAAUAGUAAAUCCAUUGCCUUUUAAACCUUGUUCGGUACUGAGAUUAAAAACAAUUCCCUUAAAGUGACACUGAAAGAAUAAUCACUGGUGAUAUCUGUUUUAAUUGAAAUGUGUACAAUGUUGUGGCUUUGGUCAUGGGAAAUAUAAUGGAAAGAAGUAGGAACCUUUUUAUAUACUUUUCAAGCACUGUAUUAAUUUUGAGAAAUGUGCAUUGUAAAGCUUCACAGGAGAAAUCCUAAGACUUCAUGAAUUCAGAUCUCAAAAUAAGGGAAUUAUUUGACCUCAAACAUUUGUAAAGUGGGAGGAAAAAACACUAAGGUUUUAUUUUAUAAUUUGAAUAACUGUCAGAAAAUCUGUGUGGGCUCUGAUCGUUUCUUAGUCACCAUAGUCUUGAGUGUCCUGCUCUGUUUUUUUAAUCUGGUGUCCUACCAAACUGGACUUUAAGAGGCCCUAAAGUCUGAUCUCCAAUCGUGAAAAGCUAAGUAAAUUAUUACCCUGUGUUAAUGAGGAGAGAGAGGCCACAUGCAUUAGUAUCUUUCCUUUUCAGCUGGCCAAAAUGACUGGAAGCGUGUUGUCCUCACGAUGGAGAUGAGAAGUGCCCUUGUUUGUUAAGAAUGAGGCAGGUGGGAGGAUGACAAAGGCCACAUGUCUGUGUUUUUUACGCAUUCAGUUGUAUAUUAUCAUACGCAGCUGAAAGUUUUUUAAAGGCAAUAUUUGUCAGCAAUAGCUACAAAAUAAAUGAAAUUUAGUUUCUGAGUGCUGAAGUAUGCUGUGCACAAUUGUUCCGAAGUGAUAAGUAAUGUUUGUAUUGUUUUACUCAGAAAAUAAUACUGUAUUAUACCUGUUUACAGUUAAAAGUGAAACCUGUUGUUUUUAUGGUGUCUAUCUUCUGAUGCUAUGCAUGUAAUAUGUACAGUAACUCCCUGAUGUUUUUCUGUCUUUCAAAGGGUUGUUUUCCUUUGCUAGGAUUCAUGCUGUUCAAAGAUAGCUAACAAAAACGUUUAGCUGAAGCCGGUCUUGGAUCAGAAUUGUUUAGAGGAAGAAUAUGAUUGUGAAUUGAACUAUUUAAACAAUUGGCUUUGCUUUCUGAAAUGAAUAUGGACCAUAUCCUUGUUCAUAAAUGAACAGCGGAAGAACAGUCAGUGUUUUGCUUACUAAAGUAUGUCUGACGUACUUUGAAGUUCUUCAAGUCUGUAAUGUUUUGUACCCCAUAGGAUUAUCUCUUGUCUGUUAUGUUAUCCUGUGAUAUAUUGCCUAGUUUAUAUAAAUCAGGUUCUGUCAGAGCCUUGACUCGGUAUCAUCUGGUAUUAAAAAAAAAGAAAAAAAUGCUCUAGAUUGGUAGCCUAAAUAUUUGAAAUAUGAAAAUUUUUGAAAACUGUCCUGCAACUUCUGUCUGGUACAGUGCUCCGCAUAGGAGCUGCUGCAGCUCAGAGUUCAUUUACAGAAAUGGUCUUUUCAUCAGGAACUGCAGUGGAAACUAAGCUCACAGAGACUGGCCUGCAGGGACUAAUGAAGCAUUCAUGCUUAGCUAGCUAGCAUAGAUUCUCUUGGCACUGGAGGUAAAAGCCUGGGUAAUUUUAAAAGUGGGGUUGGGCCCAAUUCCUGGAGCUACUGCAUGUAUUCACAACUAUGUUUGCAUUUGCUCGCUGAUGUGUUACUGUUGCUCAGUAGCCUUCACACUUGCUGAAGAUUUAUUCUUAAAGUGAUGCAAGCAGUAAUGAGAGAACAUGUUUGUGUAUUUGUUGUUGUGUUAUUAAUAGUUUACUUACCUCUUCGGUGCUGUCACAGGCUGGGUUGGCCUCCUGAAGUUCACCUCUGCGGGGUGGCAGACCUGUGCCUCUCAUUUUAAAUCAUUUCAACCCAGGCACGUUGGAACAGAUCUUAGAGUCAAUCCCGUGUCCCCUUUGGGGCUGUUAAGAGCCACAGAAAAUGCUAGAAAGGAAAACCAAACUAUCAGAAACUGCCAGUGGGCUUCUCCCAGUAACACCUUGAAGGUCGAACUUAUCAUCCUUCCUGGUAAGGUACAGAGGUUUCAGGGCAGCCAUGCUGAUGAACACCUCUGCCAUCCCUCUGUGGACAGGAGGGGUAGGAGCAGCCUGAUCCUUGCACAAAGCCUGACUCUCAGGCCAUGCUCCAGAAGCCUGCUCGCUCACCUAACCGGCUGCUUACUAAUGUCAGCUUUGUGCCACUUACUAAAGUGGCUCUGUGCCACUUUCCUCUGUGUCUUGUCCAAUCUACAGUGCACAAAAUUAAUUUGCACUUAGGAGUUUUAAUGCAAUUUAGUAAGACUGGGUAUUUCCUUUUCAAAAUAGCUACUAUUUACAUAUCAGAGUUGCAGUGCUGUCUUAUUAUGUAAAGCAACAACAAAGGCAUCUGUGGUGAUUUCAAAAACAUUUUGCGAAAAACAUUUCAAGUUUGAUACUUCAUUGCUUGGGAACGUCUUUUAGCAUAGUAUACCUCUUGGAGAUGUAGGAAAGAUUUUAAAAAAGCAGAGUUUCUGAAUUAACAUACACAAGUUACAUCUGCAAUAAUGAGGCUGGCAGGUUGUUCCUGGUUAUUUAAUGCGCUACCAAAACAUGAUGUUUUAUCAAAAGAAACUAAAUCCUGUUUAUUUUAAUUUACACAAUCACUGAAAGCCACAGUUAGGCUAGGUAGAACUUCAAUCUGUGUUUGACGUCAUAAUCAAAAAGAGGGGGGAGAAGACACUGGUCAUGGUUUUAGCAAAACAGACACACCAGUACACGGUAAAGACCCUGGUUAUCUCAUAUGGGAGAGGUAGCACUAGAAGUGUUUACAAAGAAUUCAUGGGUCCAUUUCCAUGUGCUGGAAUUCUGGUGAAUAAGAGUCAAUGUCAAUGUAGGUAUGUAUGAGUGCUUUGAAUCAAGUCUUUAAGCAAACUAGGUAUGAAUGGUGACACAGCACAUCUUAGAUUACCUGCAGACAAAGGUAACAGGUUGGACCACUCUCUGAAGAAACACUUGUGCAGUGGAUUCAUUUCAUUCUCCUGUGAUCCUAACAUAUGGCUUAUACGAUAAGCAAGUGCCAUAUAUACAGUUAUUGGGCGAGGUUUUGCUGGCUUUUUGUUGUUUAUUUAGCAAGAGGGGAUGCAGAAGGACACAGUGGUUUUUUGUGUGUUGGAUUUUUACUCUGGAGUAUUUGUGAUGUUUCUUAUAUUUCUGUUUUUUUCUAAAAAUUGAAAAGAAGAUUUUCCUUAAAAUGAAAUCUUUCCACUUCUCAUUCUAAUUAGCCCCGCAGAAUGUAACGUAUUCUUUAAUACAGAAUCCAUCAAUAUAUUUGUAGGGCAUAUUGAUGAGUAUAAAACAGAGCACUCUUAAAGAUUGGAUGUAUACUACUAUUUAUGUAUAUACUAUGCAUUUUAAAAUCUGUAUCAGAUGGAAAAAAGUAAUGUCUAACAUUGAGAAGUGUUAUAUGUAGCUUUUACUUGCACGUUGCUGGAAGAUUUCCAUAAUUAGUCAUUGUUCUGAUUUGGUUUUUUAAUGAGCAUUUUUUCUAUAUCAGCAAAGACUUCCAUAGCAUGUUUUGAUAAUACCUGAUAUGCCAUGAAAAUGGGUAUCUUCUCAGCAUGUGAGAAGUUACACACUCUUUAUUGACUUAGGGAAUUAAAAUAAGAUGGCUUCCAUACAAGUUAAAUGAAAGAGACUGCACUAGAAAAAGUAUAGACAAACUUGCAGAUCAGCCAAAUUUAUGAGCCACAAUGAAAAAUCUGUUAAUUCAUCCUUUUAUUCAGAAUGAAACAAGCAACUGUAUUGACAGUUUUCAGUGAUAAGGAUUCUGUGUGUAUACAGGCAUACAGACAUAUAAUAGAUACACAAAGAGUCACAGUCUGUAUUGCUGCUUUUUCCAGGAUAACUUGCAGCAGUCCUCCAUACUCUGCAAUGCAGGCUUUUUUUUCUUUCUCUCUAUGAGUUCCAUGGCUUUCUCUGGAUUUUAAAAUUGCAGCUAUGUUUUCCUCACAUAACUGAUCGAAAUUCUUUAUUGACAGAAGACAAAUGAUGGACAUAAUGAAACCACAGCUGCAUGAGUUUUGUUCAGCUGAUGUUUAAAACGUUUCAUGCUUUCUGUGAGGCCUCAGCUACGAGCAUGGUAAACACAGAUUUUUGGGGCAACUAAAAGAGGUCAACCUUGAAAUCCAUCACUCUCUAAGUGCUGCUAUUUGUGCUGUUCUGAACAAUAAAUGGGAUGAGUGAGACUGCGUAGGGUAUACUGGAAAAAUAAUGUGUCCAGGACAGACCUUCCCAUGGCAGUCAGGAUGUUUCAGCUGUCUUGAAAUAAGGAUAUAUUUAUGUUCAGUUUAGAACAUCAACAAUCCAAGCUUUCUAAUAAUUUCCUAUACAUUUUACAUGAUGGCAAAGGGUGACCUGUAACAAAUAAGUUUUAAAAUAAAUUCUGUAUAUCUUCUAUCUGAAAGAUCUGGAUUUGUAUCUGGAUAUCAUUUAUGACAGAUGAGGAAGGGUUAUAAAGAUUUAUGUAGCCUAGUCUGUAUUUAAUUAUUUUUAAAAGGUGUGAGUUAAUCUCUAUAAAUAGUUAUUUGUAAAAUAUGCAUUCUAUAUGCCUGCAUUCACACCAGUUCCCACAACCAGUCUUGCCUCAACUUUUUUCUUGUGACUUUGUGAGUAAGGAAGCUGAAUCUAACUCAGGUAAGAUCCAUUAUUAGUGGUUAUUUUAUACCCCUUUUAUCCUGAACUUCAUGUAACACUACAUAGAUUAGUCAUUUAAGUGGCUGGGUUAUCUGAGGUACAUAUCCUGUACUAAAGCAGCAUUUGGGAAGCACUGUACUUGGGGCUGCCAGAAUAUGGCAGCUCUGUGACUGUUUCUUGUUCCUCGGACUCAUCCACUACAUCAUGUGAAGAGCAGAUGGCAGCGACUAAAGGCGGCGAAGAACCUCAGUUUACGGCAGCUGCAUGAAACCUUCCCACCGCUGAGCCCGUGUGAAAGGACAGGAACAAAGAGCAGGAUAUGACGCUGCAGUUCCAUUCGUUCCAUUUACAUUGGCAUGAAACGUGAAAAGAACUUGUAAUUAACAUUUCAGAGCAUGCAGAUAUGUUUUCCAGCCUUUCACUGAAUCAUUCAGUGACUGGUCAUCACAUUUUUUUUUUUAAAACACUUUGUCAUUCCAUGUGAUGAAUAAGUGAUAUGGGCAGUUGUAGCUUAUUUAGUAAAAUGGACUUGGAUAUUUCUCACGUCCAGAUGUUCAUCCUGGGUUGUUUUUUGCAGCAUCAUAGUAUAAUUGACCAUGACUAUGGCCAUGACUAGAGAAGUCUAGUUUCUUCCUUCCCAAGCUGUUUGUUGAUAUUUUAAAUUCCUCUUUUCCUUACAUAACUUUGCUUUUAGAUUUCUUAUGCUCCAGUGAUCUUAUCUGAAGCCUAUCAAUGGAAUAUGUAUUGUUUUGAAAUUCACUGUGGGUUUUUUUCCUCUACAUAGCCUUAUUUUUCACACUGACUCACAGCUGUGGAAUGUUAAAUUUCUAGACCCUUUGUUCCCACUAUGCAUUGUUCUUGAUCAUGUUGUUUUUUUUGUUUUUUUUUAAAAAAAGAAGCUUCAUUUUGAAAAUGUCAGCUAACAAAUACAUGGAACACUUUGAAUAAUGCAUUGUGUUUUUGUUUUGCUUUUUUUCUCUAUUUAAUCAACCAAACAAUAAGUAUUGUUUUCUAUGUAUGAUAAAUGUAUCCUGCAAAUAAACUCAUUGUUUGAUUGUUAA